UCAACGUUUUUCUAACCCAGAACGGAAGCGAGAAAAUCACACGCCCGGAUUGCCUCCCCAAGCCACCACCACAAACGCUCGCCGGCUUCCCCACACUCGAUAGUCGAUACUGCAUUUCCGUCGAGCGCGAUGGCCGCCCUUCUCCUCUCCCCCCGCCUCCCCACCAGCACGGCCGUCGCAGCUCCCCGCCCCACACCGCGCUUCCUCUCCUUCUCCCUCACAACCGCCAAGGCUUGCCGCCGCGGGGGCUGCAUCCUCGCCUCCUCCGCGACGUCGCCCUCCCCGGCCGCGGCCCAAUCAUUCCGUUCCCUGCCCCCCUCCGAUACCACCGUCCUCGUCACCGGCUCCACGGGCUACAUCGGCCGCUUCGUCGUCCGCGAGCUGCUCUAUCGCGGUCACCGCGUCAUCGCCGUCGCCCGCCCCCGCAGCGGCAUCCACGGCAAAAACUCCCCUGAGGAGGUUGUCUCCGACCUCGCCCCCGCCCGCGUAGUCUUCUCCGAUGUCACCGACCCGGGCGCCCUCCUCGCGGGCCUAUCGGAGUACGGUCCCGUACACGCCGCGGUCUGCUGCCUCGCCAGCCGCGGCGGCGGGGUGCAGGAUUCGUGGCGCGUCGACUACCGCGCCACGCUCCACACCCUCCAGGCCGCGCGCAGCCUCGGCGCCGCCCACUUCGUCCUCCUCUCCGCGGUCUGCGUCCAGAAGCCGCUCCUCGAGUUCCAGCGCGCCAAGCUCAAGUUCGAGGACGAGCUCGCCGCCGAGGCGGCGCGGGACCCGGCAUUCACCUACAGCAUCGUCCGCCCCACCGCCUUCUUCAAGAGCCUAGGCGGCCAGGUGGAAACCGUCAAGAAGGGCAAUCCCUACGUCAUGUUUGGCGACGGCAAGCUCUGCGCUUGCAAGCCUAUCAGCGAGGAGGAUCUCGCCUCCUUCAUCGCCGAUUGCAUCUUCGACGAGGAAAAGGCUAACAAGGUGCUUCCAAUUGGAGGGCCGGGGAAGGCCCUCACGCCGCUGGAGCAAGGGGAGAUGCUGUUCCGGCUGCUCGGGCGCGAACCCAAGUUCAUCAAGGUGCCCAUUCAAAUCAUGGAUGGUGUCAUCUGGGUGCUCGAUGGAUUGGCCAAGGUGUUCCCGGGGCUGGAGGAUGCCGCCGAGUUCGGCAAAAUUGGGAGGUACUAUGCGUCGGAGAGCAUGCUAGUGCUCGAUCCCGAAACCGGGGAGUACAGUGACGACAAGACGCCGAGCUAUGGCACAGACACGCUUGAGCACUUCUUCGACAAGGUAAUAAGGGAAGGAAUGGCGGGGCAGGAGCUGGGCGAGCAGACCAUCUUCUAGGCCUUCCGGCUUGGUGUUCUAAAGGGAAGGUGACUGGAUGGAAGGGGCAAGGUCUUUUAAGGCAGCUAGAGAAGUGUUGGUAAAGUCUGUUCUUCAUGCCACUCUAACAUUCAGCAUGAGCUGUUUUCACCUCACAAAGAAGAUGUGUCGGAACAGGUUUCGAUCUCGUCAAAGUUCUGGUGGGGUGCAGUUAACGGGGAGUGAAAGGUGUCGGAACUGGUUUCGAUCUCGUCAAAGUUCUGGUGGGGUGCAGUUAACGGGGGAAUGAAAGGUGCAUUGGAUAGCAUGGGACAACAUAUAAUUCUAAACGACGGGGAGGUAUGGGAUUUAGAGAUCCGGAGGCUUUCAACCAGGCUCUGCUUGCCAAGCGGGUAUGGAGAAUAUUGCAGGUGUGGUCUUCCUUGUGCAAGAGUUCUUAAAGCAAGAUACUUCAGCGAUGGCUUAAUCUUGAAUGCCAGUUGUCUGUCCGGCGAGUGGGUCGUGUACGUUCAGGAGUAUUAUUCAUGGCAGAGACCUACUACAUAUUCAUGGCAGAGACCUACUAGAGGCAGGUUCAGUAUAGCGUAUUAGAGCAUCUCUAGUAGAUCCCGUAUUUCGUCAA
This is a messenger RNA of Hordeum vulgare subsp. vulgare (domesticated barley), 1927 nucleotides long. Its product is annotated as divinyl chlorophyllide a 8-vinyl-reductase, chloroplastic. The record is from RefSeq and is a predicted model, not a curated record. NCBI's taxonomy places the organism in Eukaryota, Viridiplantae, Streptophyta, Magnoliopsida, Poales, Poaceae. Gene Ontology annotation, molecular function: oxidoreductase activity. The transcript has 2 exons. Bases 130 to 1326 code for a protein of 398 amino acids.